This is a messenger RNA of Phytophthora nicotianae INRA-310, 2281 nucleotides long. RefSeq lists its product as hypothetical. Gene Ontology annotation, biological process: maturation of SSU-rRNA from tricistronic rRNA transcript (SSU-rRNA, 5.8S rRNA, LSU-rRNA). The coding region runs from base 73 to 2232 and encodes 719 amino acids. Gene Ontology annotation, cellular component: small-subunit processome; nucleolus; 90S preribosome. NCBI's taxonomy places the organism in Eukaryota, Oomycota, Peronosporomycetes, Peronosporales, Peronosporaceae. Gene Ontology annotation, molecular function: protein binding. The record is from RefSeq and is a predicted model, not a curated record. The transcript has a single exon.
ACUAGCCAAUCAUAACUGCCAGUACUAUUGGCUGGUGCCAGUCGACCAUUCCAGAGUCUUCGUGCGGGCAUCAUGGCUGCGCUGGCGGCUUCCUCGCUCAAUGGCGUCAAGAUCUACAACUUGUCGUCCGGCAAGACUCUGCCCCAAUGGCUAGCUGAGAAAGGUGGCAGUCGCAAGGCGUUGGCCAAGGAUGAGGACUACCGUCGUCGUGUAGAGUUGUUGCAGGACUUCCACUUCCCUGCUAGUUCCCAGCGCAUCCGCAUGUCCUCGGACGGCAAUUACGUGGUGGCAACGGGCAUGUACCCUCCUUCCGUCAAGGUUUUUGAUGUGCGCGACCUGAGUCUCAAGUUUGAACGCGGUUUGGACGCCGAAGUGGUACAACUCGAAGUUCUAUCCGCCGACUUUGGCAAGCUCGCAUUUCUGCAGGCAGACCGCUCCGUGGCUUUCCACGCACCGUACGGCACGCAUUACAACAUGCGUAUUCCUAAAUUCGGUCGGGAUAUGACGUACCACCGUGAGAACUGCGAGUUGUACGUGGCAGCAUCGGGUUCCGACGUGUAUCGUAUUAACCUGGACCAGGGUCGCUUCGUGGCUCCACUGGAGCUGCAGUCGCAGUCCUCAGCUGCCAAUGUGGUGCAAUUAAACCCCAUCCAUCAGCUUGUGGGCGUCGGCUGUGAAGACGGAGUCGUCGAGAUGUUCGACUCGAGGAAUCAGCAACGCGUUGGUAGUCUGGACAUCGCAGCACAUUGCGCAACCAACUCAGCCAAGCCUCUGGAAGUUACAGCAUUAAGAUUUGACGACGACGGACUGACGUUUGGCGUCGGAACUUCCGAGGGACAGUGUCUGUUGUACGAUCUGCGUUCGUCGCGUCCUCUGUUGGAGAAGAACCACCAGUACGGCCUGCCCAUUGUGAAUCUGCAGUUCCACGACUACGCUCGCAAGGUCAUUUCGUCAGAUGCCAAGGUGAUUAAGAUCUGGGACCGUCGUGACGGUGCUGUGUUCACGAACGUGGAAACGCCUGCGGAGGUCAAGGACGUGUGUAUUGUAGAAGGAGCACAGGGCAAGUCGGGUGUGUUAUUGGUAGCUGGUGAACAGGAACGUGUGAUGAGCUACUACAUCCCGGAACUGGGUAUCGCUCCGAAAUGGUGUUCGUUCUUGGACUCACUAACGGAGGAGCUGGAAGAGGAGGCACAGGCCACAGUAUACGAUGACUACCGCUUCGUCACGCGUGCUGAGAUCGCGUCGUUCGGUCUCGAUCACUUGGUGGGCACUCCGCUACUCAAGGCCUACAUGCACGGUUUCUUCAUGGACGCUCGUCUGUAUAACAAGGUCAAGGCUGUGGCCGAGCCGUUCGCGUACGACGAGUGGCGUAAGAAGAAACUCAAAGAGAAGGUUGAAGCCAAACAGUCCAACCGUAUCACCAUCCAGCGUCGGCUGCCCAAGGUUAACCGUGCUACGGCCGAGCGUAUCCUGCAGAACGAAGCCAAGCGGAAAAAGCACAACAAGGAGGGCGACGAGGAGGAAGACACCGACAAAAACUUCUCGAAUCCACUUGGCGACGAACGUUUCUCACGUAUGUUCACGUCUUCGGACUUCGAAGUGGAUGAGGAGAGCGACACGUUCCGUAUGCUGCACCCGAACGCUGCUAACACUAAGCAGCGCAAGCAGGAAGACAUGGAUAGUGAUGCUGGUACAGACGACGAAGAAGAAGACGAAGUGGGUGGUCGCUUUGCCCGUGUGGACGACAGUGAAGAGGAAGAGAUUGAAGGCAGACCGAGUGACGAGUCCUCAUCAGAUGAAGAAGAAAUUGAGGAACCGAAGCGCGCUGCUCCGAAGACUAAGCGGAAACCUGCACCCAAGUUCUACGAGAUCGCAGAAGGCGAGAAGGUGGGUGACCUCAUGUCUUUCGGUUCCUCAAGCGACCGUGCUGCUCAGCGCGAGAAGAAACAGUUAGCCAAGUUGCCACUCUCAGAGCGGUUGAAAAUGCAGCGUGUCACUGAGAAGGAACGCAGUGCCUUCAAGAAGGAGGAGACUGCGGGUGGAGGCUACAUCCGCGAGAUGUCCUUCAUUCCGCAGGCUGACCUACGCAAACAACAGCGUGCACGCGAGCGCGAAGGCGGCGAUGCGGAUGAUGGCGAUGCGGCGUUUGGCAAUGGAAAGCGACGGAAGAAACGUGGCGUUGGUGACCUGAAACUCUCGAAUCCUGCAGGACGUGGCCGCUUCCGUAGAUAAUUUCCAUGCAUUUUCAAUAGAGUUGAUUGACAUACAUUCUUAUUUUUUU